CCCGCCCGCGACGCUCUCAGCCCCCGCGCGGCAUCGUCCCCGCGGCAGACCGCGCCCUCCUCCCUCCCGCCGCGAAGUCACUCGGUCGCUCCUCCCGACAGAAGACGACGGGAAGGAUGUCGUUCUCCCUCGACGCGACGCUCGCGCGCGCGGAUCAGAUCUCCGGGCUGCUCCGAACCUCGGACGGGAAAGACAAAGCCAUCGCGCUGCUGCAAUACGUCGCGAUGUUCGCCAGCGGCGGCGAGGCGGGGACCGCGCUCGCGAUACAGAAGAGCCUCGGCGCGGCGAGGAAACCGUUCCGCGUCUUCAAGCCGAUAGAGACGCUGAUGCCGCUCCUGACCGGCGCGACGCUUCGCGGCGGGAAGCGUCGCCCCGGCCAAGACCUCGCGCGCGCGUUAUCUCUCGUCAAGACGCUCGGGAUGACGUUCUACUUCGCAGCGGACCACGUGGUGUGGGCGGGCGCCGCGGGCGUGUUGUCCGACAAAUCACUCGCACAACGCGCGCAGAAAGUGUCGUACUGGUCGUGGUGCCUCGCGUCCUUGGCCGGGCUCGCGACCGCGACGAGGGAGCUGACGGACGCGCUCGACGCGAUGACCGCGGCGACGAAGAAGGACGACGACGAAGAGAAGAGCGCGGCGGCGGCGAAGGCGCAGAAGUUGAUGACCGCCGUCGUCGCCAACGCGACGCAAGCGACGCUCGCGCUCGCGCUGCUCGAGAAGUUGAACCUGAGCAAGCGGCAGGUCGGGGGGUUGGGGGUGUUCUUGUCGCUCUUGAACUGCUACACCAUGGCGCCGGCGCUGAAGCGGAAGACCGCGUGACGACGAGGAGGGGGCGACGUACUUUUCAUAAACCUGAUCCAAAAAAAA
Messenger RNA from Micromonas pusilla CCMP1545, 866 nucleotides. RefSeq lists its product as uncharacterized. The transcript has 4 exons. Gene Ontology annotation, biological process: peroxisome fission. Gene Ontology annotation, cellular component: peroxisomal membrane. The record is from RefSeq and is a predicted model, not a curated record. Lineage: Eukaryota; Viridiplantae; Chlorophyta; Mamiellophyceae; Mamiellales; Mamiellaceae. The coding region runs from base 117 to 818 and encodes 233 amino acids.